AGCUUACUUCUAGAAAUUGUUAAGGUUUGAGAUGAAAGAAUCACAAACACAUAAUCUCAAUAGCUCGGCUACAGAAGUGUCAUUAACUUUUGCAAGUUAAAUCGUUCGCAACAGUUAAAAAGAUUUGCACAAUUCUCUCCACAAAGCUAUCAAGCUGGGCAAAUCGUGUGCAGAUAAGAAUUUUAUGAAUGAAUAACUUGGUGAAGAUGCAUUGGGAACAUCAAGAAAAUAUUUUCCAGCGAUAAAUACGGCACCCGCCGUUUGCCGCGUUGGCCAAGCAGCUUGUGGCGCAAGAAUGUCAAAAAAAUCACGUACCCACCGACAACAUCACCGCCAAGCACCGCAGCGAUAAAACGCCAACCGCCAAACACUGGCAAGCAAACCGAAAUGCGAAAUGGCGCAUUUGUGCGCAGCAGACAAGAAAAUAUGGAAUCAACACAAUUAUCGCCACAACACCUGACCCAGCAAGAGACAUAAGUAGCAUUUACGAUGCGGUUGACGCUGUGCAUGCACAUGGCGGAGCGAUUGCAUGCGAGCGCGUACGCGUGAGAGCUGGAGAGCAGCACAAGUCGGAAAAUUAAUGACCGCGAGCACCUUAUGCAGCAACGCGGGAACGCAAGAAUUCCACGCACCCGCCAGAGCAGCUGGUUUGUGAACUUUCGGGUCGCCGGAGGGACGGUGCAACACAGCACAACCUCAGCACGUGAAAAUUUGAUAUGAAAAGUUCAAGCGACAGUUGGGAACGUGCGAUACUGCUGGCUACCUCAUUGUGGCUACGAAGUGCAUAUAAAACCAUUACGGUCGCAGCAGCUGACGAUUAGUCAAGGCGAAACCUAAAGCCAUUGCAGCAUCAGACGUGCAACACCAAACCAGUGAAUUCUAACCACGGCCACACGCGAUUUUAUAUUUGUCGCCACUCGCUCAAUACUGCCACGGCUCCAGCGCAGCGCUCCGAAUAUAAUACCCGGAGGAGACAAUGUUGGCAACGCAUGGCUUACUGCACGUGGCCGCGGACCAACGCAUCGCCUACGCGGCAAUUCACUUUUGGCUACUGCUCACCCAACUGAUGAGUGCGGCCACGGUCAGUGGCAGCCGGUGGAACGACAGUAGCAACAGCCCCGCCCCACCAGCCAGCGACCAGCAGCUGCUUCAAGCGCCACCCCCAGCGCCGUUGAUGGACAAAACGUUGACAAACUGUGGCCGCGAAGACAGCCCUAGAUGGCGGCCCGUUUGUGCCACAGCGAAUGAUGUGGACUAUGUGCUCUUUGGCAGCGAAUGUUUGUUGAGGCAAACCAACCGUGAGCGCCACCACGCGGACACAGGGGACGCGCAGGCCGUUUUUAGGGAAAUUGCGUUGGGAUUCUGUCGGCCGAGUUGUAGCCUUAUAAUUUGCGAAGGCAGCGAACGCGCGAUUUGCGCCCGCAAUGUCAACAGCGGCGAAGUGCGGAGCUUCAGCGGACACUGCGACAUGGCGCGCGAUGUUUGCAUUAAUGACAAUGAUUGGCAACUGAUCCCCGACGAAGCAUGCGUUAGACAACUUAAGAGUUCAGUCCCUACUACUUCAGCUCCAACCACACAAGCUACUCCAAUUACAACAGCGCAAGGAAUGCCAUUUACUAAAAAGGAAAAUAUGAAUCAACAACAAAAGUUUAAAAAAGAGGUGCUGAGUAAGUCGAUACCAUGUCCGAAGGUAUUUAAUCCGGUCUGCGCAGAACUCUUUGGCGUCAAGGCGACUUUUAUCAACGAAUGUCUAGUGAAUGCAGAGAACGUAAAAUUCAACAAAGAUUGGCAAAUCUUCUCAGAGGGCGUCUGCGCGGAAGAUUACGCCAGUUCCGAAACGCACAAAAACGUUAUUAGCAAGCGCAGCACGGUAACCAGUGCGACCGUUACAUUCGAACUGAACGCACCCGAGCAAAUGCCGAGCGAUAUCAUGUGGACACCGAAUAUCGAAAACACCAACUAUAUGAAUGAGGAUGUCUUCAGUUCCUAUGGAGGGCAAAUGAGAAGCAUGCUCCAGUACAAUCAGCCUUAUGGUGCUCGGCACACCGAACAGUCAUCCUUGGAUGCAAUGCCACAUAAUAUACGGAUUCUGCCGUCGGUUGACGAUCAUGUGUCGAUCUGUAAAUUUGGUGCUGGACCAGUUUGUGGCAGUUCAACGCAAUACUCGGCGCAUAAGUUUGAAAAUAUAUGCGAGCUGUUAUUGAGAAAUCUCAUUUUAAAUGAGUCUUGGAUGGUAGUUAACGAGGGUAAAUGCCGAAGAUGUGUCUUGAAUUGCACCACAGACUACGAUCCCAUAUGUAUCUCACGCAACGCUAUUAACUACACCAUAAUCAACCAAUGCCAUCUGGAUCACGCUAUUUGUAGGAAUAACCUAAACACAUGGAGGAUACUGGGCAAAGGCGAGUGCUCAACUGUUUUGAAAAAUAUUCCAUCACCCGAAUCCAAUUACGUCACAAUAACGCCAGAAACUCAAAAUGAAGCAUACUUUCCUAGGCACGCAAGGAAAAUUCUCGAAUCCUUAUCAGAAGUUGGCGCUGAAAGCUCGAUAAGCCGAAAUCCGCCAGUGGUCACUGACCAAAUGUCUUCUUCAGAAGUUUUCGCUGGCGAAUCCCAUAGCACCAGCUCCAGCGAAACUCCACUUCCUGGCACUACCUCAACGCCCAUCGCGAAUACCACACCUAAAACUCAUAUAAUGAAUUUGUGGCGCAGCUCAAAGCGAAAAUCGUCUGUGACAAGAAGAAAAAGAAAUUAGUAAUAAGUAUAAUUAAAGAUUACUAUCUAUUAUAAGUUGAAUAAUUUAAUAAGUAAAUUUUCUAUUUUUUUAAAACAACAAAUAAAUGCAUAAGAAUUCAAAUUCGAAUUCGUAACGAUUUCUAUAGCGUUACGUUGACGUUACGUUCCGCUCAGUUACGUUUCAGUAUUCUUUGUGCCACCACACAGAUGGCGCCGUACACUUUCUUCAUUCCUUUCUCCUCAAAUUCGUAAAUAUUUACGAAAUUCUCAUACAAAAAUAAUUCAACAAAACUCAUUUUGCUUGCGUGUUGAUUGGGGCGUUCUCUGAUUGAUCCAACACGAAUGUAGACCGUGGGAAAAGUGAGUAACCAGUAGAGCGCGAACGAACAAAUAUGAGGUAGUGCUAAUAAUACCGUCCGCUAAAAUAUCUCGCGCGUGAAUGUUUAGUGUAAGGUCAUCGCCUGCCAUUAUAUAAUUAGUAUAAAAUAGAGAAACCUAAUGUCGCACACCUUGUCCGCCACUCCACCACCACCACCUCUUCAAGAGCAAACCAUUGCCAAGAAGUAUCCGCCGCCAGCCAAAAA
Messenger RNA from Zeugodacus cucurbitae (melon fly), 3317 nucleotides. RefSeq lists its product as uncharacterized. The transcript is spliced from 6 exons. The record is from RefSeq and is a predicted model, not a curated record. Gene Ontology annotation, molecular function: protein binding. Bases 977 to 2752 code for a protein of 591 amino acids. Lineage: Eukaryota; Metazoa; Arthropoda; Insecta; Diptera; Tephritidae.